AUGGCGUCUCGAGGACCCCCCGGUGCCCGCGGCGGCGGCUCCAACAACCGCUUUGCUCAGUUCAAGCUGGUUCUCCUCGGAGAAUCCGCUGUUGGAAAGGACCAAUUUGAUUCCUUCCGCGAAUCCACCAUCGGCGCUGCGUUCCUCACCCAGACCAUCUCCCUCGAUGAGGCCACUACCGUCAAGUUCGAAAUUUGGGAUACCGCCGGCCAGGAGCGCUACAAGUCUCUGGCUCCCAUGUACUACCGUAAUGCCAACUGCGCCGUCGUCGUGUAUGACAUCACGCAGUCUGCUUCCCUCGACAAGGCCAAGGCCUGGGUCAAGGAACUACAACGCCAAGCAAACGAAAACAUCAUCAUCGCUCUCGCUGGCAACAAGCUCGAUCUCGUCACGGAGCAGCCCGACAAGCGCGCCAUUCCCACCGCCGACGCCGAAGCCUACGCAAAGGAGGCCGGCCUCCUCUUCUUCGAGACCUCGGCCAAGACUGCCGAAAAUGUCCCCGAGCUCUUUACCGCCAUCGCCAAGAAGCUUCCCCUCGAUCAGGCCGGUCCCAGACACGCACGUCCUGGCCAACGCCCCGGCGUCAGCUUGGCUCCCGAAAAUUCAAACACCAACGCUGCUGGCCCCUGCAGCUGUUAA
Molecule: messenger RNA, 639 nt
Organism: Cordyceps fumosorosea ARSEF 2679
Lineage: Eukaryota; Fungi; Ascomycota; Sordariomycetes; Hypocreales; Cordycipitaceae
Product: Rab5-like protein ypt5
Exons: 4
Coding region: 1-639 (212 amino acids)
Molecular function (GO): GTPase activity; GTP binding
Source: RefSeq, a predicted model, not a curated record